UGUCAGUUGGGGUUGGUUCAUUACGGUAUCAAAAUGCGCGUUCACUAUAUUAUUUGGAUGGUGCCUUUUAUUCUUGCAUCUUGUGUGACGGAGAUAGAUUCCCUGUUCGAGUUCACCAACAUCAAGUGCAAUUCGAUUGACAAAAAGUUCUUCGACUUCGAUUACUGUCACAUCAAGGCCGUGAAUCGGACCUUCAAGUACAUGUCCGUGAGGACUGCCCUGCAUGAGUUACCCGUUAGGGAGGUAUUGGCAGAUCUGCAAAUUUUGAGGCGCUUCAAGGGCUACAUACCAAUCACCAUGAACGUCACCUUGGAUGUGUGCAGGUACAUGAAUAAGAGAAACAGCCGCAAUCCCAUGGUGAAUUUUUUUGAUAGAGUGCUAAAGAACUACUCGAAUGCCUAUCACAAGUGUCCCUACGAUCACGACGUUUGGGUGGAGCAGCUUCCGACUCAGUUCGUGAACACGCAAUUCAGCGACGUGUUGCCUCUUCCCAGUGGCGACUAUGCCUUUUACAGCACAUGGGUUGUCAAUGGCAAGAUGCGGGGAACUCUAUGGGUCUACGGAACUCUGUCUUAAGCUCUGAUUCUAAGAACUUAUUCCAUACCUUCCAUAUGAAUGAUCUGUGCAGUGCAGCUCCAAUAAAACCUAAGCAUA
Messenger RNA from Drosophila pseudoobscura, 654 nucleotides. RefSeq lists its product as uncharacterized. NCBI's taxonomy places the organism in Eukaryota, Metazoa, Arthropoda, Insecta, Diptera, Drosophilidae. The coding region runs from base 34 to 576 and encodes 180 amino acids. The record is from RefSeq and is a predicted model, not a curated record. The transcript has 4 exons.